Molecule: messenger RNA, 2608 nt
Organism: Sycon ciliatum
Lineage: Eukaryota; Metazoa; Porifera; Calcarea; Leucosolenida; Sycettidae
Exons: 10
Coding region: 1-2274 (757 amino acids)
Source: RefSeq, a predicted model, not a curated record
AUGCCCGUGGUUCGAAUAACCCCACCCACCCAGACUGUUCUGAAUGGGACUAUUGCAGAACUAGUGUGCGACACCACAGCUGGUACACCACCAUUCCUCUUCUCGAGGUUCUUGUCCUCAACUGAUAUCACGGUGGGCGUCACGAGCAACACUACGACGUCCACACUGCUGGUUGAUACGGCCAUGAUGCAGACUUGGUCCCGUUCCUACACAUGUAGGGUGACGCUGGAUCAACCACUCCCAGCCAAUCAGCUUUCUGGAACGGACGUCGGCACUCUGCUGACGGACUUCCCACCCGUGGUCUCGGUCAAUGACGUCACUGGAGUCGCCAGUGAACGGAUUGAAAUCGUGUGUCGCGUCCUCAGCGAUCCACCACCGGCGUCGAAUCAAGUCGUUGUGGUAUUGAGCAGCGGUAUGGUGGUGGGACCUUUUUCAAUUUCCUCUGCCAGUGGGACGCCACGCACUACUAUCUUUUCUUUCCAGAUCCAGACGGCCGACCCAGCCCUUCAUGCAGGCCCGGCAGUCUGCCGCACCAGAGUAACUCUUGAUAGCGGAACAGAAGAGGUUAACGGUUCCUUCAACAUCGCUUUUCUCGUCGUUAUGCCCGUGGUUCGAAUAACCCCACCCACCCAGACUGUUCUGAAUGGCACCAUUGCAGAACUAGUGUGCGACACCACAGCUGGUACACCACCAUUCCUCUUCUCAUGGUUCUUGUCCUCAACCGAGAUCACGGUGGGCGUCACGAGCAACACUACGACGUCCACACUGCUGGUUGAUACGGCCAUGAUGCAGACCAGGUCCCGUUCCUACACAUGUAGGGUGACGCUGGAUCAACCACUCCCGGCCAAUCAGCUUUCUGCAACGGACGUCGGCACUCUGCUGACGGACUUCCCACCCGUGGUCUCGGUCAAUGACGUCACUGGAGUCGCCGGUGAACGGAUUGAAAUCGUGUGUCGCAUCCGCAGCGAUCCACCACCGGCGUCGAAUCAAGUCGUUGUGGUAUUGAGCAGCGGUAUGGUGGUGGGACCUUUUUUGGUUUCCGCUUUCAGUGGGCCGCCACGCACUACUAUCUUUUCUUUCCAGAUCCAGACGGCCGACCCAGCCCUUCAUGCAGGCCCGGCAGUCUGCCGCACCAGAGUAACUCUUGAUAGCGGAACAGAAGAGGUUAACAGUUCCUUCAACAUCGCUGGUCUCGUCGUUAUGCCCUUGGUUCGAAUAACCCCACCCACCCAGACUGUUCUGAAUGGCACUAUUGCAGAACUAGUGUGCGACACCACAGCUGGUACACCACCAUUCCUCUUCUCAUGGUUCUUGUCCUCAACCGAGAUCACGGUGGGCGUCACGAGCAACGCUACGACGUCCACACUGCUGGUUGAUACGGCCAUGAUGCAGACCAGGUCCCGUUCUUACACAUGUAGGGUGACGCUGGAUCAACCACUUCCGGCCAAUCAGCUUUCUGGAACGGACGUCGGCACUCUGCUGACGGACUUCCCACCCGUGGUCUCGGUCAAUGACGUCACUGGAGUCGCCGGUGAACGGAUUGAAAUCGUGUGUCGCAUCCGCAGCGAUCCACCACCGGCGUCGAAUCAAGUCGUUGUGGUACUGAGCAGUGGUAUGGUGGUGGGACCUUUUUCGAUUUCCGUUGUCAGUGGGGCGCCACCGACUACUACCUUUCGUUUCCAGAUCCAGACGGCCGACCCAGCCCUUCAUGCAGGCCCGGCAGUCUGCCGCACCAGAGUAACUCUUGAUAGCAGAACAGUAGAGGUUAACGGUUCCUUCAACAUCGCUGUUGAUGUUCUGUUACUGGAUGGAAGUGGCACGGUGUUCCGAACAAUGUACCGCGAGAACCAGCUUGCUCCCACCAUUCUCUCACUGCAGCAUUCAGCCACUCUGGUUGGAGAGUCAGCCGCCUGCCAGACGUCCAUAGAGCUAACAGCGUCUUCUGGCACCUUGGAUGAUGUGGCAUUCGAGAAGAUCUUCCCCACCAAGGCGGUGAUGUCACCUAAUAUUAUGAAGACAUUCUUACCGAGACAAUUGGUGUACACGUCAACAGAUGGUAUGCCAAUCUCGACCGAGGACAUCUUGACCAUUGUUCAAAACACGGAGUACGCGAACACUCGCGACGAAAUAUCCAUGGCCGACCGCGUGGUACUUUGGGAACUUCGAGACUGUGAGAGCAACGUCAUAGCGACAGCAGAAACAUUCAUUGGAAUCGAACGUGUCAACGACAACCCACCUGUGGUGAUAUUCAACAUUUCUCCAGGCAUCGUAUGACGAGCAGAAUAUUAGCUAAUGCCAAUGAUGUAAAAUUCAAGAAUUCGUAAUAUUUGUGGGCCGUGCUAACUGGCAUCCACCUCUCUACAGCAUUUUACCUUGCUAUUUGUGUUACUGUUUGCAUGCAAUGGGCGUAGUUAAAUCGCUACUCGUGGAGUUCGUCAGCAGCUACUUCGAAGUAGAUUCUUUCUUUAUUCUUUCAAUAGCUAUCUUUCUCUAAUUUUCACUUCCAGUCUCUGUCUCUCUCUCCCUCUCUCUCCUCUCUCUCUCUCUCUCUCUCUCUCUCUCUCUCUCUCUCUCUCUCUCUCUCUCUCUCUCUCUCUCUCUCUCUCUC